AUGGAUUCAUUCCUAUCAAAUUCUCAGGGAGCUCGCUCCCAGUCUCAGAUCCCAUCGGAUCAAAUCACUUCGGAUGUCAGCAGUGCCAAAACUGCAGACAUACCGAAAAACCCGAUCACCUCGCCAACUGGCAGCAGCCAAACUGAUAGUAGAUCGAGCGUCCUGGUCGAUCCGGUUAUCACCUCCGCGGCAGCGAACUCGAAUGUUCCAGCCCGCGUGAAACCAUCGGUGAUCAACCUCGUCACUUCUGUGACAGCCGAGAACUCGAUCUCGCACGCAAUUGAGAAGCCUCAUUUGCGAGUUCGGGUUAGAUCUAAAAAAUCUCCCGAUUACCUCAACACUGAUCAGUCGGAUAACUCCGACACGAACUGUGUCAGCAUCGUUAGCUUCGGCUCGACCACAUCCGGACGACCAAGCCCAAAUCAAGCGAAUGCUCACCGACCUGAUUAA
This is a messenger RNA of Microthlaspi erraticum, 450 nucleotides long. The record is from the annotation of a GenBank genome assembly. NCBI's taxonomy places the organism in Eukaryota, Viridiplantae, Streptophyta, Magnoliopsida, Brassicales, Brassicaceae.